This is a messenger RNA of Cladocopium goreaui, 565 nucleotides long. The record is from the annotation of a GenBank genome assembly. NCBI's taxonomy places the organism in Eukaryota, Dinophyceae, Suessiales, Symbiodiniaceae.
UUGAUACGCUUCCGGACUCAUGGCGCUUGCUUUGCGAUUACUGGGCCGCUUGCAGGUUCGGUUGUGUAGAGCAGCUCUCGCCACCUUGGCAACCAAGUUGCCGCGCCAUCGUUCUCGUCGCGCAGCUCGCGCACCUGCAGAUUCCAGCGAGGGAUUGAAGCCAUCUGGUUCUUUGCCGGAGUGGCUCUUUGAAGAACGACCAGUAUGGCUGGACGCUUUGCUGAGUUUCCUAGAGGAUCCGGACGUGCUGCUUGUCCGUUUGGGAGGGUCCCGCCGUGCCAGAGGGCUGAGACCGGCCAAAGGGCGGUUGCCGCAGCUGCAGGAGGUAGCUGUACCCAUGGAGCAGCUGCGAAGUUGGGGACGAGAAGAGCUGCAAGAGGCAGCUGAUCAAGGCCGCCAGGUUCGACCUGUGGCAGUUUUUGCAGCCGAUGCUGAAAAUGCAGCUGAUGCUGUACAGGUGUUGCGAUCUAUGGGUUUCAAACGCUUGGCCAACCUUCACACCAAGGCUUUUCUGCAGCAGUUGCAAGACCUCCCCCGGAGUGACAAUCCAUGACGCAGCAGAAAA